Messenger RNA from Heterobilharzia americana, 1670 nucleotides. Lineage: Eukaryota; Metazoa; Platyhelminthes; Trematoda; Strigeidida; Schistosomatidae. The record is from the annotation of a GenBank genome assembly.
UUUGGAGAUGUUGUACUUCGGAAGCAAAAUUUCAAAAGUGGUGCUAUGUUGGCGCCUCAGAGUCAUUCUGGAUUUUGUAAGUAGUUGUAGUAGUAGUUUGUUGUUGCAUGAGGAUCUCAAAACUUCACCUACUUCCAAAUAAUGCAUCGGUAAACAGUUUUGGUUGGACUAUAUGACUCUGCAAAGCAGUAUUUGGUUGUAUGAGUCCAAAUUUUUUUUCUUGAAAAAAAAUUCAGACUUUAUUUUUGGCAUCCAUCAAUUCAGAAGUCGAUUUCUGAGUUCUUUGGCCAUUCUAUUGGCCAGUUUGUGAACAAACUUGUUAGGAUUUUCAUGGGUUGAAGAAGAUAAAUAAGCAGGGAGCUGUCUGUUUUGCUGAGAAGAAAAUAAUCAAACAAAACAACUAUUACAAAAUGUCUUCUAGGGUUCAGCGUGAUAUUAUCUUUCAUUUUAUUAAUGCCAUUUGCGAAGCAGAAAGAUAUAUUUACGUACAAUUUGGAUGAUAUAUUUGAAAAUGGAUCGGUGUGGAGAUUAGCAUUUUGCCAGUUAGCCUUUCUCAGUACAAAGGAUUUAGUGUGUGGCGGCUUAUUGUUGUACUAUUUUCGAAUAUUUGAAAGACGUUAUGGCCCAAGGAAAUUUUUGUCAUUUCUAUUCUAUUGUGCUACUACAACAACGCUGGUUGAGCUGUUGGUGGCUUUUGUUCUACGGAAACUAAAUGUUUCACUUCACAUACUUCCAUCUGGACCAUUCAAUUUAAUUUUUCCGCUUUUUGUGCCUUAUUUUCUGGAUAUCCCUUGGGUUCCUGUUGCACACGUUAUGGGGAUUCCAAUAACUGGGAAAUCAUUCCCCUACAUUUUUGGACUUGAAAUUGCUAUGACAUCUUACGAAUCAGUAUUUGUAUGUAUAUGUGGCUUGAUCACUGGACUGGUCUAUUAUAAAAAUGUGUUACAUAUUCAGUCAAGACUGUUAUUCCCAGAAAGAAUUAUUCAAUUCGGUACGAAAGUGAUUGGUCCAAUCCUGGAGACCCCAGCACCGAAAUAUUUAAAUAAACCAUUAGGCGCAACAUUAGAAGUGCAGCACCAAGUUGAACUAGACCGUAGAGAAAUCAGUUUGAUUGAAGCAACUAGACGUAUGCGUAGUAGAGAUUUUCCAUUCGAUAUGGGUCGUGUAUGGGUUGGUGAUCAAUAAUAUUUGUUAUUCAUGUAUACAGGAGAAAAAAUACUUUAGAGUAAUUGUGAUAUUGCGCUGUAAUUCACUAUUGCUCAAUGUUCAUUAUGUGAUAUACUUGUGAAAAUUUGCUAAGUAUGUAAACAGUUGGUUCAUUUCUUGUUGGCUGUGAUAUUCAUGUAUAUGCGUAAAACUAUUGUAUCAUCUACUUGAUUAUUUAUGCUCACUUCCUAAGAAAUAUUUUGUAAUUAUAUUUUUGCAUUUAUUAUUAUGAUUCUUGUGCUUAUUUGAGUGUAUGUUUCUGCACUGUCAUUCUCUUUUCUCCCCAAUUUCCCGACGUGUAUGAUUGGUUCGUAUAAUGUGGUAGUCAAUUGCACUUUUGUUUUCUUCCUUCUUUGUAAAUCAGUACUUCAUUUUAGAGCAGAAAUAGUUUUUAAAAAAAAACAGAUUUGGCUUUCAUAUUUGAUAAAUAUGGUUGACAAGACAUGAUUGCAGCAAAGAAAAAC